This is a messenger RNA of Nerophis ophidion (straightnose pipefish), 5193 nucleotides long. RefSeq names its product ATP-binding cassette, sub-family G (WHITE), member 4a (gene abcg4a). Gene Ontology annotation, molecular function: ABC-type transporter activity; ATP hydrolysis activity; ATP binding. Lineage: Eukaryota; Metazoa; Chordata; Actinopteri; Syngnathiformes; Syngnathidae. Gene Ontology annotation, cellular component: plasma membrane. Bases 469 to 2385 code for a protein of 638 amino acids. The record is from RefSeq and is a predicted model, not a curated record. The transcript has 16 exons.
CGGUCGUUAAAGAGACAGCGGUAUUCAAACCCGAAUCAAGACGUGCGAUUCGGAAUAUUCAGAUGCGAUCGGUCGGCGCCCGUUUGAUCAGGCGUUUAAAAUGAGCGCCAACGAAGACGCCGCGUUGAUGAGCAGCCUCGCAUUGCAGUGCAUUGAAUUGACUCCCACAUGAUGCCAUGAACACGAGUGGGGUGGAUCUGGACGUGAUUUUAGUCCCGGGAGUUGCAGUGGAUGCAGGAUCAUGAUGGUGAGGAUGAUGAUGACAUGAUGAGCGGCAGCCGCACCCCAGGACAUAUUUUGACCAAAGAAGAAUCCUUCCUCUUUUUUCUUUGCUCCGAUUUGGAUUGUGUUGGUCUUGGACACACUUGGCCGGUUGCUUGGAGCUUCUGAUGUGCCGGGAUUGUGUUGUUUUACCCCCAGUGGACGGCUGCUAUCACAUCCUGACCCAUUUCAAAACACAACAAUAACAUGGCGGAGAAGACGUUGGAGCAAGGCUCCGUCAGCAUCCCCAUGGAGGAGACCAAACUGCACAGUGGGGCACCCCAAGAGGCACCACUGCUCACCCACCUGAAGAAAGUGGAGAAUCACAUCACCGAGGCACAGCGCUUCUCCCAUCUCCCGCGGCGCACCGCUGUGGACCUGGAGUUCAACGAACUGUCCUACACCAUCCGCGAGGGUCACUGGUGGAGAAGGAGAGGUUACAAAGCCCUCCUCAAGUGUCUUUCUGGAAGAUUUAACAGCCGAGAGCUUAUUGGCAUCAUGGGGCCUUCUGGGGCCGGGAAGUCCACCCUGAUGAACAUCCUGGCAGGAUACAGGGAGACAGGAAUGAAGGGACAAAUUCUGGUAAACGGCCGCCCGAGAGACCUGCGGACCUUCCGAAAGAUGUCCUGCUACAUCAUGCAGGAUGACAUGCUGCUGCCCCACCUCACGACCAGGGAGGCCAUGAUGGUCUCUGCCAAUCUGAAACUCAAUGAGAGCAUGCAGGUCAAAAAAGAACUUGUGCAUGAGAUACUGACUGCUCUCGGGCUUCUGGACUGUGCUCAAACACGUACCAACUCCCUUUCGGGGGGUCAAUGCAAAAGACUCGCCAUUGCCCUUGAGUUGGUCAACAACCCCCCUGUCAUGUUCUUCGAUGAGCCCACCAGUGGUCUGGACAGCGCGUCUUGCUUCCAGGUGGUUUCUCUCAUGAAGUCUCUGGCCCUAGGAGGGCGGACAAUCAUCUGUACCAUUCAUCAGCCUAGUGCCAAGCUCUUUGAGAUGUUUGAUAAGUUGUACAUCCUCAGCCAAGGACAAUGCAUCUACAAGGGAACAGUCCCUUACCUUAUCCCGUAUUUGAAGAACCUGGGCCUGCACUGCCCAACAUAUCACAAUCCUGCUGAUUUUAUCAUUGAGGUGGCAUCAGGAGAGUACGGAGACUUAAACCCGGUGCUGUUCGAGGCGGUCCAGGGAGGACUGUGCUCCGAGGAAGGCAAGAAGAACUCGAGAGACUCUUGUCACUCUCAGUGCUACAGUGACACAGGGACCCUUGAGAAACGUAGCUUUGCCACAAGUACAUUCACACAGUUCUGCAUCCUAUUCAAAAGAACCUUCAUUACAAUCUGCAGAGAUACGGUGCUGACCCACCUCAGAGUGAUGUCCCAUCUGGCGAUCGGCGUGCUCAUCGGUCUGCUUUAUCUCAAAAUCGGCAACGACGCCAGUAAAGUUUUCAACAACACGGGUUUCCUCUUCUUCUCCAUGCUCUUCCUCAUGUUUGCCGCCCUGAUGCCCACUGUUCUAACUUUUCCUCUGGAGUUGCCUGUGUUUUUAAGGGAACACCUCAACUACUGGUACAGCCUGAAGGCCUACUACUUGGCAAAAACAAUGGCGGACAUACCAUUCCAGGUGAUUUGUCCAAUUAUGUACUGCAGUAUUGUGUACUGGAUGACUGAACAGCCUGCAGAGGCCAGUCGAUAUCUGCUCUUCGUGGCUUUGUCCACGUCCACAGCCUUGGUAGCCCAGUCUCUGGGGUUGCUUAUUGGCGCUGCAUCCACAUCACUGCAGGUAGCGACAUUUGUAGGUCCGGUAACAGCCAUACCUGUGCUGCUCUUCUCUGGCUUCUUUGUGAAUUUUGACACCAUUCCCAAAUAUCUACAGUGGAGCUCCUAUGUUUCUUACGUCAGGUAUGGAUUUGAAGGUGUGAUACUGUCCAUCUACGGGAUGAACCGCACUGAACUGGAGUGUCCGGGUCUGGUGUGUAAAUUCCAAAAGCCAGAGGAAGUCCUGCAACUGUUGGAUGUGGAGGACGCAAAGCUCUACGUGGACUUCAUGGUGCUGGGUGUGUUCUUCGUGGUUCUCAGACUGGCCACUUACCUGGUCCUGCGAUACAAAGUCAAGUCCGAGCGUUGAGCAGAUCAUCGUAAAUAUAAGUUCAACAUUAUCCAUAAAACUGCUUACUAUUUCAUGAAAAUCCUUCCACUCUUAGUUGUCUCUUUGUUUCUGCAAUCAUUGGAUACUGAUCACACAUGAACAAUGACUAAAGAUACAUAAAGCAUGUUUAUUUAGUGGACCUGGAACGUGUGCUAGUUUCCUCCAGGAAACCAUCUUGGUGCAGGAAUGUCCCAGUUCUUGUUUCCCAUCAAUGCCUACAUAAUAGUCCCAGGUUGGGGUGCAUUAGACAGCACCCAUACCGAUGCCCAGAUUUCAAGAAGAAUACAUUCGAGAGAAAGUGGAAACUAUAAGUGCCAGAACUUUUGUCAGCUUCUCGCUUUCCUUGAAGAGAUUCUGGCAUUUACGCAAUUCUGACAUACCCACUGCCACUGGAUGACUUUCCAUAUCAGGGAUGGACCCUUUCUGCAGGCCUAGUGGCACAUCACGAACAUGGCAGUCGGAUGGGGAUGAAGAACUUGUCAUCAUCACAGAUUUGUCUGGAAUAAUCAUUCUGCUGCCAGGACUUUGACUCUGAACCUGCUGUUUGUUGAGGACAUGGAGCAUAAUGUGAAAACAGGCAUGACUGCUGCCUCCAGCCUCAUGCAGAGGGCUAACUUCAAAGUACCGACUGCAAGUAGAACAAGUGCAAUGGUUAGAAGAAAAAAAUGCGAGAUGCUCGUCUAAUCGCUGUUACUCUUUUAAAGCAAUCCCUCCUCCCUCCUUGUAUAAUUCUUUCCUCUUCCGUGAGCUACAUUUUGUUCUCUCUUGCUGUCUCUCUCUCUUUCUCCCUCUCUCUCUUGCUCUCACUCUCUCUUGACAUCACUUGGCUUUGCUGAUGUCUGACUGAUUUUUCCAAAACAAUGCUAGAUACUUGAAAUGCUGGCCGGGCAGAUUGUGUGACUUCCGAACUAGAAUGAUGCAAGCUUUGUCUGCUUCUGUGCUCGAUGUUUGCGCACACGACUUAUAUCCCCAAACAUGCUUAUGUCUGUCACACACACACACACACACACACACACACACAUUUGCAUUCUUGUUCCAGGGCAACGCAACUGUUUUCCAGUAGACUUGCUAUGAAAUAUUUCUUACUCAAUCUACGCUACUUAGUAACCCCUAUUACAAUGCGUAGGCAUAUACUCAGCAAUUGUACAGUGGAUAUGGUAUGCUGUGGAAAAAAAUGUACAAUGCACUUUUCAAUAUAUGCUUUAUUAAUAUUUAUUUGUAUUUAUACAUUUAUUUUUUGAUAGCUUAAAAAGCUUAUUGAGCGCUGCUUUGGGAGUAUAAUGGGAAAACAGCAACAGAAUGCUGCCUGUUUACUGUAUAGGAACUGAAUAUCCAUGGCAUGAUUAUGUUCCCAUUCAAAUCUUUUCAACAGUUUUUUGUAGGGGCGGGAUGCAAAACCUUUUAAAAACCUAAGUAACCUCAAGUGUGAUGUUGGCAUGAGUGGAACAUGAUAAUAGAGAUGUAUUUGAGUUGCAAUAAAUGAAACAAGACAAGGAGAUUGAAUAAUAAUAAUUGUUAAAAUGAUAGUAGCAGUACUGGUAAUAUUAAUGUGGAUGUUGGAUAAUUAUUACAACAGUAGUAUUAAGACACAAAUCAAAUAAUUGCUGCAUUUAAUGUAGGUUGUGUCUAUGAUACAAAUAUGAUAUAAUAAUUGCAACUCUAGAAAGUAAUACAGUAGCCUAAUUGUGUCAUUAAUAGCAAUAGAAAACAUUGUGACUGAUUGUUGAACGACCCAUCGCUUAUGUUUUUUACAAACUGUAUCAAGCACUUUAAUUUAUUGCCAAUAUCAUCACAGUAUGAGCAAUAUAGCAAUCCAAAUGUAUUGUAACUGAAAGAUACAUUUCAAGAAAUAUCAUUUGUAUUAGCAUGAAAUGAUUUAAAAGCAGAACAAUUGAACUGUACUGCGGUACUUAAAACUAUGUUAAUGCCACCGGGAAGAUGUUGCCUUUUAACGCCAACCAGGAUAAUUAGCACUCAAGUGCAGUAAAUUGCGGCCUUACAGGAAAUAUUAGACGGUAAUUUUUACUGCCAACACAACGGAUAAGUGUUUUUACCGUCUUCAAAUUUGAACAAAACUCAGCUUGCUGACUCUGCAAGAGGUAAAAAAAAAAACUUUAAAAAAACUAAGCAGCAGCAUUGAAGUCAUUAACCAGUGUAAGAAAGCCUUGGCGCCUGCUCGAGGACUUAUGCAUCAAAGUGGGCAGGAAAAAAAACAAUAUUUCCUUCUCUGCUGCAAAUUAAACAUUCAUAAGGCUGCCCUUCUCAAAUGGAUUGUGUUGUCUAAUCAGUUUCCUAACCAAAGAAAAUGUCCUGAAUAGGCUUUUACUGAUAAAUAUAUGCAGUCAUUAAAAUGUUCCAACAGUGGCUGGAACAAUUCAAUCCAAUUUGACAUUGUCCCAAAAUUGUGUUAAUCUGUGUACCCCACCACGCACUAAGUGAAUCAUAUCAAAUUGCAUUGUAUUAUAUCAGCAGUAUUAAGGGGUUUUGAAGUGAAUGGAGAUGCAGCUUAAAAGCAUGUACAAAACAGAAAGUACAUUUCACUAUUUCAACUAUUUUAGCUGUCAUGAUACUAUUAUACCUGUCAGCUUUUAAAAAGUCACCGGAGUCCUUGUCAUUAUGUGAAAUUUAUUUGUGUACAGUCAUCUUAUUAUGUAAAAUCCUGUUUUUCGUCUGUUAUGAUUUUUGUAUCAUAUAGUUGUUGUUUUUUGCCACUCUCAAUUUCAAACAUGCAAGCUCUGUAUACUAAAAGCUGUUCUAUGAUUAUAAUAAAGAUCAUUUAUAACCUUU